GCUGAACGAGGAAACGUCCAACUCCUCUGACUGAAUGGAGACUCCACAUUCCUACGAGGGAGUUUCUUCUGUGAAUGCAGGGAGAAAAUUGUAACUGUUAGUCAGAUUAAUUUAGAUUAAAUGGACCGGGAACGUGUGGAUCGUUAAAGCUUCAAGCAAACUGACAGUAAAAGACAACGAAGAGCGGUCCAGACAGAGUGGAGCCAGCAACUUGUGCGGGACAACCUCAGCACGACGGCCGCAGCCCGACAGAACAAGACCUGGGCAGUUCAGAACAGUGUGUGAAGAAGUUGGCCUUGAAAGGAGCUGCAGGUUGUUGAGAAAUGAUCACCUUCUGAGAUGUCUUUCAAGCUUGUAUUUUUGAACCCUACCACCACGUUGUGAUCUGUGCUUCUCACUCCAUCCUUGCUGCUGACCCUACCCCGGACAGCUUGCUCAGAGAAGCCCUUCCUGACCAGCAGCUGCGUCCUGCUUUCUGACUCCUGUUCCUCCCUUGUUUCCUGUCCGUGGUCAGACAAAGCUGAAGCCUCCUCUCCCUUUACCCCACCCCUGAUUUUUGUUGGUCUUUCAGCACAGUUGGGUUGACACUCGCAAGCUGCUUGAUUUGUCAAACACACACUUAGAUUCUUUCAGGGUACUACUGCUGUUUGGAAAAACUCAGCAGGUGGUGUAAACACUUCUGAAGACCUGGACUGUUUAUCUGUCACAGAUAAAGACUUUCAACAUGACCUCCAUGUCAAGUCUUUUCUCCUUUACAAGUCCGGCAGUCAAACGUCUACUCGGUUGGAAGCAAGGAGAUGAGGAAGAGAAAUGGGCUGAAAAGGCAGUGGAUGCUCUUGUGAAAAAGCUAAAGAAGAAGAAGGGUGCCAUGGAAGACCUGGAAAAAGCCCUGAGCUGUCCUGGACAGCCCAGCAAGUGUGUUACUAUUCCCAGAUCACUGGACGGUCGACUCCAGGUGUCCCAUAGGAAAGGUCUACCUCAUGUGAUAUACUGCAGGGUGUGGCGCUGGCCUGACCUUCAGUCCCACCAUGAGCUCAAACCUCUGGAGGUGUGCGAGUAUCCGUUCGGCUCCAAACAGAAGGAGGUCUGCAUCAACCCCUAUCACUACAAGAGAGUGGAGAGCCCAGUUCUGCCUCCUGUCUUGGUCCCGCGGCACAGCGAGUUCAACCCUCAGCACAGCUUACUCGUCCAGUUUCGCAACCUCACCCAUAACGAGCCACACAUGCCCCUGAACGCCACCUUUCCAGAGUCCUUCCAGCAACCUCACAGUGGGGGCAGCAGCAAUGGUGGAGGUGGAGGAGGCAGCGGCGGCACGUUCCCCAUUUCUCCCAAUUCUCCAUAUCCUUCUUCUCCAGCCAGCAGUGGUACUUAUCCCAACUCGCCCGCCAGCUCGGGGCCCUCUAGCCCAUUCCAGCUCCCAGCUGACACCCCACCCCCAGCUUACAUGCCCCCUGACGAACAGCUGGGCCCAGAGAGCCAGUCCAUGGACACCAGCAGCAGUCUGGUGUCACAAGGCAUACCAAGAGAUGUGCAGCCAGUGGAGUAUGAGGAGCCAAGCCACUGGUGCUCCAUUGUCUACUAUGAGCUGAACAAUCGGGUAGGAGAGGCCUACCACGCCUCUUCAACCAGUGUUCUUGUGGACGGUUUCACUGACCCUUCCAACAAUAAAAACCGCUUCUGCCUCGGACUGCUGUCCAACGUCAACCGCAACUCAACAAUCGAGAACACCCGCAGACAUAUUGGAAAAGGAGUGCACCUGUACUACGUGGGAGGAGAGGUGUACGCAGAGUGCCUCAGUGACACCAGCAUUUUUGUCCAGAGUCGUAACUGUAAUUACCAUCACAACUUCCAUCCCACCACUGUGUGUAAGAUCCCCAGUGGAUGCAGCCUGAAAAUCUUUAACAACCAGGAGUUUGCUCAGCUUCUGGCUCAGUCGGUGAAUCAUGGCUUUGAGGCUGUGUACGAGCUCACAAAGAUGUGCACGAUUAGGAUGAGCUUCGUCAAGGGCUGGGGAGCGGAGUACCACCGACAGGAUGUGACCAGCACCCCCUGCUGGAUCGAGGUGCACCUGCACGGGCCUCUGCAGUGGCUGGACAAAGUGCUGACACAGAUGGGCUCACCGCUCAACCCCAUCUCCUCUGUGUCCUAACAGACUGAAAGAAAAAUCAUUUGACCUGUUUUUAAUGUUUUCCUCCAGCAAAGAUUUAUUAUUUAAAGCUGUCUUAAUGAUGGAACUGUUUACACUUUGGGAAGGGAUAUUUAGCUCUGGCAGAAAAUUCAAGCAGUUUCUGCCAGACUCACAAGGAUUUAAAACAAACAACGUAAAUGACGCCGGAAAGAAACGCGUGGAGAAAGACGAGGAAAGUCGAAUGGACAUGGACAGACCACUGCUCAGUGUCAGAACCAGGCUUUUUUUUUUUAUCAAACUGUCAAAUGUUCAUGUUUGCAUCUAAUUUUUAUUGUUUUUAACAAAUGAUUAUUGUGUAGUUAUCUGAACAGAACAGUUUUACUCUUCUGCCUUAUGUCUGACAGACAUUUUGAACUUUAUAAAAGACUUAUCUUACGUCUGUUAUUUCACUUUAGAUAUACAUACGGUUCUGUUCACCAUUAGACUGACAUAACAAAGCUUUUCUUUUUAUAACUUACUGCUAGAAAUGAACACUGAGCUACAGCUUUGAGAGCGUUGUGUAUGGGAGAUCACUGAACACGUCUGACAUGACCAUAAGCUAACAUUGAAUCUUACAUCCAUUGAAAUAUUAGUAGUCAUGUAAUCAGGAAAUGGACACCCCCAUUAUGAAUGAUUCUUGUUCAUAUGUUCAAAUAAGAGUGCCUUUUUUCAGACUCACUGUAUUAACAAUAUUGUGCACUCACUGAUUUUUUUUUAUUUUAUUGUUUUUUAGGAGUUAUUUCAAAAUGUUGGCUUGGGUACCAAGGCAUUAUGUUGAUAAUUUUACUACAUUAGUUCAAAUGAAAUAAACAUAAGAUUUGUUAAUGAUUGUU
Messenger RNA from Austrofundulus limnaeus, 3000 nucleotides. It is a transcript of the gene smad5, whose product is annotated as SMAD family member 5. The record is from RefSeq and is a predicted model, not a curated record. Gene Ontology annotation, cellular component: heteromeric SMAD protein complex. Gene Ontology annotation, molecular function: I-SMAD binding; RNA polymerase II cis-regulatory region sequence-specific DNA binding; DNA-binding transcription factor activity, RNA polymerase II-specific. Gene Ontology annotation, biological process: BMP signaling pathway; transforming growth factor beta receptor signaling pathway; regulation of transcription by RNA polymerase II. NCBI's taxonomy places the organism in Eukaryota, Metazoa, Chordata, Actinopteri, Cyprinodontiformes, Rivulidae. The transcript has 7 exons. Bases 725 to 2149 code for a protein of 474 amino acids.